AUGUUCUCCAAUCUCGCCCUCGCAACUUUCCUGGCUGCGGCCGUGGUUCAGGGUCAGCAGGUUGGCACACAACAAAAGGAAACCCAUCCAUCUAUGACUUGGCAAAAAUGUACUGGCACUGGUGGAACUUCAUGCACAACCCAGAAUGGCAAAGUUGUGAUCGAUUCUAAUUGGAGAUGGCUGCAUGACAAAACAGCAAAUAGCUAUACUAAUUGCUACACCGGAAAUACUUGGGACUCAACGCUAUGCCCAGACAACAAGAAGUGCGCCCAAAAUUGUGCUCUCGAGGGUGCUGAUUACAAGGCGACAUAUGGAGCUGAAGCAAGCGGAAAUUCGUUGAAACUUGCGUUGGUUACAAAGGGAACAUACGCUACCAACAUUGGAUCCCGUUUGUAUCUUAUGGAUACCGACACCUCGUAUGCACAAUUCAAGUUGUUGAACAGCGAAUUCACAUUCGACGUCGAUGUUUCCAAUCUUCCAUGCGGUCUCAACGGCGCGCUCUACUUCGUUUCUAUGGACGCCGAUGGUGGAAUGAAGAAGUACCCGAACAACAAGGCCGGUGCUAAAUAUGGUACGGGAUACUGCGAUGCUCAAUGCCCACGUGAUCUCAAGUUCAUCAACGGAGAGGCGAACGUCGAUGGCUGGAAAGCUUCGAGCAAUGAUGCCAAUGCUGGCGUCGGUGGGAAGGGAUCGUGCUGCGCGGAGAUGGACAUCUGGGAAGCCAACUCCAUCUCAACUGCAUACACACCACACUCCUGCAAAACUGUUGCGCAGACCGCAUGUUCCGGAGACGAUUGCGGUGGAACCUAUUCCGAGACCAGAUAUGCAGGUAUCUGCGAUCCCGACGGAUGCGAUUUCAACUCCUACAGAAUGGGCGACAAGACCUUCUACGGCAAAGGUCUCACCGUCGACACCUCGAAGAAAUUUACCGUCGUCACGCAAUUCAUCGGUAGUCCUCUUACUGAAAUCAAGCGCUUCUACGUCCAAAAUGGAGUUGUCAUUCCUAACUCGCAAUCUAAAAUCGAUGGCGUCACUGGCAACUCCGUUACACCAGCAUUCUGUGAUGCUCAGAAGGCUGCGUUUGGCGACAACUACUCUUUCAAGGCUCAAGGUGGAUUCCCAUCUAUGUCUUCGGCGUUGAACACUGGAAUGACUCUCGUCAUGAGUAUUUGGGAUGAUCAUUAUGCCAAUAUGCUUUGGCUUGAUUCGACUUACCCAACCACCGCCACGACUCCAGGUAGUGAGCGAGGUACCUGCGAUAUUAAUAGUGGUGUUCCCGCUGAUGUCGAGAGUGCUGCUUCGGGCGCUAGUGUUAUUUACUCGAAUAUCAAGUUUGGUCCGAUUGGAAGCACGUUCAAGCAACCUGCUGGAACUUAA
Glarea lozoyensis ATCC 20868 is the source of this 1377-nucleotide messenger RNA. RefSeq names its product Concanavalin A-like lectins/glucanase. NCBI's taxonomy places the organism in Eukaryota, Fungi, Ascomycota, Leotiomycetes, Helotiales, Helotiaceae. Gene Ontology annotation, biological process: carbohydrate metabolic process. Gene Ontology annotation, molecular function: hydrolase activity, hydrolyzing O-glycosyl compounds. Bases 1 to 1377 code for a protein of 458 amino acids. The record is from RefSeq and is a predicted model, not a curated record. The transcript is spliced from 2 exons.